Molecule: messenger RNA, 2456 nt
Organism: Leptopilina heterotoma
Lineage: Eukaryota; Metazoa; Arthropoda; Insecta; Hymenoptera; Figitidae
Gene: Pgant7
Product: N-acetylgalactosaminyltransferase 7
Exons: 11
Coding region: 199-1938 (579 amino acids)
Cellular component (GO): Golgi apparatus
Source: RefSeq, a predicted model, not a curated record
UGAGGGCUUGGAAAGUGAACACAAGACACGUUGGCUUGCAUAUGUCGUGAUUGUCAAUAAAUAACGGGUGUUUUUUAGCUUUAAAUAUUUGUUAUUCACUUAAAAUAGAUAAUAAAUACGACAAUAAAUAGACAUUAGUUUUGUACUUUUAAGUCAUUCCGUUUACUUCUACAUGCAAAUUUAUAAAAUUAUUCAAACAUGCGAAUUGUGCAGAUAAGAAGAAACCGCUUAUUUCAAUUAUGUGCUUGGCUUUGCUUGGCCACUUUAAUAAUUUAUGCAUUUCUGUCUUUUGCUUCGAAAGAUCAUGUUAACUCCAUUAAAGGAUAUCUAAUAAAAAAUAUCGUGCAGAAACCUGUUGCGGUGGAUGGUUUGGGUAAUUUUGAACCUACGAAUGUAAAGCCAAGAACUGGACCAGGAGAAGAUGGAAAGCCACAUAUUUUAAGAGAAGAUCAACAAAAUGACGUUCAACAAUCGGAAGCAGAAUAUGGAAUGAAUAUGGUGUGCUCAGACGAAAUUUCUCCGGAUAGAUCAAUUCCUGACUCAAGACCUGAUGAAUGCAAACACUGGGAUUAUCCUAAAAAUUUGCCACGUACGAGUGUUAUUAUUGUUUUUCACAAUGAAGGUUUCUCGGUGUUAAUGAGAACGGUGCACACCGUGAUAAAUAGAACGCCACCUGAAUUUUUAGAAGAAGUUCUUCUUGUAGACGAUUUUUCGGAUAAAGAAAAUUUGAGAGGAGAAUUGGAGUCCUACAUAGAGAAAUGGGAUGGUAAAGUGAAACUAAUAAGAAAUCAUGAGAGACAAGGUUUGAUUCGAACCAGAUCACGUGGAGCUCGAGAAGCAAAGGGAGAAGUUAUUGUCUUCUUAGAUGCCCAUUGUGAAGUUAAUACCAAUUGGCUGCCGCCUUUAUUAGCUCCGAUUGCUCUCAACAGUAACGUGAUGACUGUUCCCGUAAUCGAUGGAAUCGAUCACAAGACUUUUGAAUAUCGACAAGUUUAUCACGAAGGCCGUCUGUACAGGGGAAUUUUCGAAUGGGGAAUGUUGUAUAAAGAAAAUGAAUUGCCAAAUCGAGAGUCGAAAACUCGAGAACACAGUAGUAUGCCAUACAGGUCACCAACACAUGCAGGUGGACUAUUUGCAAUAAAUCGAAAAUACUUUAUAUCAUUGGGUGGCUACGAUGAAGGACUACUCGUCUGGGGAGGAGAGAAUUUUGAAUUGUCUUUCAAAAUCUGGCAGUGUGGAGGCAGCAUACUGUGGGUUCCUUGCUCACACGUUGGUCAUGUUUAUCGAGGUUUUAUGCCUUACAAUUUUGGCAAACUCGCGCAAAAAAAGAAAGGACCGCUCAUUACAAUCAAUUAUAAAAGGGUUAUUGAAACUUGGUUCGACGAUAAGCAUAAAGAAUUCUUUUACACAAGAGAACCAUUAGCGAGAUUAUUGGAUCAUGGCGAUAUUACUGAGCAGCUUCUUUUCAAGAAACGAAAACAGUGCAAAAGUUUCCAAUGGUACAUGGAUAAUGUAGCUUAUGACGUUCUUGACAAGUUUCCAGAAUUACCGCCAAAUAUUCACUGGGGCGAGUUAGUAAGCGUGGCAACUUCAGCGUGUUUGGACACCAUGGCACAUUCACCCCCUAGUCUAAUGGCUACAUCCUAUUGCCAUGGAUUUGGAAACAACCAACUUAUGAGACUGAAUGCAAAGGGACAAUUGGGAGUCGGUGAGCGUUGCGUGGAAGCAGAUGGACAAGGUGUAAAAUUAGUAUUUUGUCGACAAGGAACUGUUGACGGUCCUUGGCAGUAUGAUGAGAAAACAAAAACUCUUCUACAUAGAGUACAUAAAAAAUGUGUAGCUCUUCAUCCACAAACUCAUCAAUUAUCGUUAAUGCCCUGUGAUAUUUACAAUACAUACCAGCAAUGGAGUUUCCAUCAAAUUCAUCCCAAGUGGUGAAAAUAACGUAUUUUCAAAGAAAAUACAUGCUCAGAAAAUCAUCAAAUUCCUAAGGUUACUAAACUGAUGAAAAACUAAUCAAGUUACUUGUAGAUUAUUUGUUGACAUUAGGUUCUUAAGUCAAAUUUUGUACAAAUGCGCAAUCGACCAAUUACAUUUUUUUAGCAACUUUUUUCAAUAUCCAAUAUAGGUGUAUAAAAUAUAAUUGAUUUAUUUUUUUAUACAAUUUUAGAUUUUCACUGAUAGUUUCAGAUAAUGUUUUUUAAAAUUGAAACGCACAAAAUUGGAAUUAGUUUGUAUUUUCAUAACUUUUUCUAUAAGUUUUCGCAUUUAAAUGAAUGAAGGAAUUUUUGACUGAAUUGAAAGAACACUUUCUACUAACAAUGUAGAGUACUUAAAGAGAAGAAGAUUAAUGUUUAUUAGGUAGAUAAAUGACUAUGAUUCCAAUUUAGAUUAGAAUUUACAAGAUAGUAUAGUAGUCUCUGUAUUUGUUAAAUAAUUUUAAAUCAUGACAAUAA